CAAUAUUUUCUGAGGCUUUUGCUUAGCGGUUGGUUCUCCUUCUCCAAUCUUCUUCAUCUCAUCAAAUUCGAUCUGAGAAAUUAGGGCGACGUUGAUUUGGGCGAAAAAUCUCUUCUCUGUUACGACUAUUUGAGCUUAGCUGGGAUUCGUCUCUGGAGCUGUAGAUUUUUCAGAUCCGGUUUGGGUCGUUUCUGAGACGCUUGGUUGGAUUUUUCAUGGAAUUUGAGUGCCAAGAGAGAGCUGAAGUAUCGAUUGUUGGCGAAGGUUUGUCUAAUCAAGGAGCUGAGUUGAGAAUAGGAGAUGGGUCUGUCGAGGUUCCAUGUGUGAAGCUUUGUUAUCAGCAAAAGAAGGCAACUUUGGUGGUGCCCAGGGACAAGGAUUUGUCUACAAAUACUCAUCGAUACACCAUUAUCGAUUUGCCUCAGGCUUUGAUAUCCGAGAUUCUUAACUGCCUUGACCCAAAAGAGUUGGGCCUUGUGUCCUGUGUUUCGACUUGUCUGCAUAGGUUAGCUUCGGAGCAUCACGCGUGGAAAGGCUUCUACUGCGAGAGAUGGGGGCUACCCGUCGUAUUCGGGGGUAAAACUUCUGAAGAGAGGUCAUGGAAAGAGCUGUUUAUUGAGAGGGAGUUUAGGAGCAAGACGUUUUUAGGACGUCAUAGUAUUGACACCCUUUAUGGUCACACUGAAGCAGUUCGUACUGUGUUUCUUUUAGCUUCUGCUAAGCUCAUUUUCACUUCUGGAUAUGACUGCGUUGUCCGGAUGUGGGGAAUGGAAGAAGGCUUGUCUAUUGCAGCGUCUAAACCGCUUGGUUGUACUAUUAGAGCAGUUGCGGCUGAUACGAAGCUCUUGGUAGCUGGCGGUACUGAUGGUUUUAUACAUUGCUGGAAAGCAGUGGAUGGUCUGACAGACUUGUUUGACCUCACGGGUUUUCAGAAAGAGAAGACAAAGUUUCGCCUUUGGGAGCACGAGGGUCCUAUUACAUCUCUUGCCCUGGAUAUGACGAGUAUCUUUAGCGGUUCGUGGGACAUGUCUGUUCGUAUAUGGGAUAGGUCUUCAUUCAAGUGUAUCAAAACGUUGAGGCAUAGUGAUUGGGUUUGGGGACUAGCGCCUCAUGAGACAAGCAUCGCUUGUGCUGCUGGUUCGGAUGUGUACAUUUGGGACAUUAGCAGUGAGACUCCAGAGGCGAUUAUCCAUGAUGCUCAUGAGGGUAACACUUACUCUCUUGCAAGAAGCCACAGUGGAGAUUUCCUGUUUACCGGUGGGGAAGAUGGAGGGAUCAAAAUGUUUGAGAUCAGAAAACACGGUAAUGAAACAAGCGUCCUGCUCAUAUCUCAAUGGAUGCCUCACACUGGUCCUGUCUACUCUCUUUCUUUCGAGUUCCCCUGGCUUGUAUCAGCAUCUGGUGACGGUAAACUCGCGCUCAUAGACGUUAGGAAGUUGUUGAAGACUAACCGUCGUGGCUUACCCAAGAGGGUUUCUUCUAGAAUUGUGGAACCGCCACAGAGAAUGCUGCACGGGUUCGGUUCGAACCUGUUCUCGGUGGACGUGGGUUGUGACCGUAUAGUUUGUGGAGGUGAAGAAGGCGUAGUUCGGAUAUGGAACUUCACACAAGCGUUGGAGAUUGAGAGAAGAGCUCGAGCUCUUAAAGGAAUGAGGCUUGAGAACAGGAUGAGGCGAAGGAGGACGCAAAUGGAGAUGAAUGCGAAGAGUGGAAGGCCUGACCAAUGCUCGAUUGCUGCUCAUAAGAACCCUGUUAAUGGAGAUAGGAAUCGAGCGUGGCAUACAAAACGAAGAGCAAGUGGCAAGGCGAAGGCCUAAGCAUAUGUGAUUCGUUUUCCUUCCAACACCACUCGGUGAAGCAAGUUUUAAAAAGUUGGCACAUUUAGGCUUUUGAGCUAAGCAGACUUGUGUCUUAUGAUUGAAUGCAAACUGAAAAUUUUCGGUUUUAGCUCUUUUUUUUCUUCUCAAUUCCUAUGUUUCGGAGAACGUUAAUUUAAGAAGUUUGUUCAGGAAAAUAUUUUAAAAAAUAAAGUUGCAAGUAAAAUA
This is a messenger RNA of Brassica napus (rape), 2045 nucleotides long. Its product is annotated as F-box/WD-40 repeat-containing protein At5g21040-like. The record is from RefSeq and is a predicted model, not a curated record. Lineage: Eukaryota; Viridiplantae; Streptophyta; Magnoliopsida; Brassicales; Brassicaceae. The transcript has 2 exons. Gene Ontology annotation, cellular component: preribosome, large subunit precursor. Gene Ontology annotation, molecular function: protein binding. Bases 216 to 1817 code for a protein of 533 amino acids.